Thlaspi arvense is the source of this 1011-nucleotide messenger RNA. Lineage: Eukaryota; Viridiplantae; Streptophyta; Magnoliopsida; Brassicales; Brassicaceae. The record is from the annotation of a GenBank genome assembly.
AUGGAAGAGGGAAGUAUGUUCAGAUCUCUGUUAGCGAUUCUUCAGUGGUGGGGUUUCAACGUUACCGUCAUCAUCAUGAACAAAUGGAUCUUCCAGAAACUGGAUUUCAAGUUUCCACUAUCGGUUUCAUGUGUUCACUUCAUAUGUUCAUCGAUCGGAGCGUACAUUGUUAUCAAAAUCCUGAAGCUUAAACCGUUGAUCGUGGUUGAUCCAGAGGAUCGGUGGAGGAGGAUUUUCCCAAUGUCGUUCGUGUUCUGUAUCAACAUAGUGUUGGGAAAUGUCAGCCUUCGAUACAUCCCGGUUUCGUUUAUGCAGACGAUCAAAUCCUUCACUCCAGCUACUACAGUUGUGUUACAGUGGCUGGUAUGGAGGAAAUACUUCGACUGGCGUAUUUGGGCGUCUCUUGUGCCCAUUGUUGGAGGAAUUCUUCUGACCUCUGUUACAGAGCUUAGUUUCAACAUGUUUGGAUUCUGUGCUGCCCUGUUUGGAUGCUUAGCUACUUCCACAAAGACCAUUCUAGCCGAAUCUCUCCUCCAUGGUUACAAGUUUGACAGCAUAAACACAGUAUACUACAUGGCGCCUUUCGCCACGAUGAUUCUCGGGAUACCGGCGUUACUACUGGAAGGCAACGGAAUAUUGAGUUGGUUUGAAGCACACCCGUCUCCCUGGUCAGCCCUCAUCAUUAUCUUCAGUUCCGGUGUGUUGGCCUUCUGUCUCAACUUCUCCAUCUUCUAUGUCAUCCACUCCACAACCGCAGUCACAUUCAACGUAGCUGGAAACCUCAAGGUUGCGGUGGCUGUAAUGGUGUCAUGGUUGAUAUUCCGUAACCCGAUAUCGUAUAUGAAUGCUGUUGGAUGUGGGAUCACGCUUGUGGGCUGCACGUUUUAUGGAUACGUGAGGCAUAUGCUUUCGCAGCAGGCGCCGGGAACUCCUAGGACUCCUCGUACCCCGAGAAACAAGAUGGAGUUACUUCCUCUUGUUAAUAACGAUAAACUCGAAGGCAAAGUCUGA